CCAUCUCACUUUGAGGCGGAAUAUUUUGAAUGUCCAAGUCAGUGCUACCUUCGACGGAAACAGUACAUCGAUUUUUUCAAAAAUGGAUAAGAAACAGGAUUUUUUCACACAACUAAGAAGGCUUGCUGCCACAACUGAGAAAGAGAGAGAUGUUCUUCAGGCAAUGAUAAAGAAGCCCAAAGGAGAUAGAUGUGGUGAUGGAACCUCUGCAGUAUUUGUUCUUAAAGAAAUGCAGAAAAACGUUAGAGAUAUAAAGAUCCAAACGCAGUCCACCUACAACAGCCUAAGAGCCAGCAGUUUUAGACAUCUUCUCCAUGCUUGUCAAGAAGUGAUACAGCAACAGCAGCAGAGACUGGGAGAGGUGGAGGCUUAUCUGCAGCAGUAUGGUUAUAAUCCUUGUGUGGCACAACAGGUCUCAGGUGUGAAUAGUGGAGAAAAAGAGCAUUCAGUGAUGGCAGAACAACCAGUGAUGACAGAACAAAAAAUACCUACUUCUAAUGGGGAGAACAAUGUAUCAGAUCAUUCUCAAAGUGAAGACACCGAGUAUCCUUUAAAAGGCAAACAUUACUUCACAACAUACCAUUGUACAGUGAAGCUAAUCAGUAAAGUUAAGCAGUCCAACAUUUUCUUUAACAUUGAUAUUCAACCCUCUACACCUCCUGAGUCUCACAGACCCAAGCCUCCUAGUUGUGGUGAUAAAACUCCCAGUUUGGCAGACUUUGGCCUCAGUGAAGUAACCCUCAAUGUUCUGGCUAACAUAGGAGAUGAUGCAGCAAGGGUUGGGCAAAAAUUAGGGAAUGAUAUGGUUUUCAAGGUACCAGAGAAGAUAAACUAUACAAGGAAUCCGAAGCAAGAGCUGUUUCCAGAGACCCCAGACCACAAAUCAAGGCAUCCUGAACAGUUUGUACCCACCCCAUUUGACACCCAUGGCAUCACUGUGACCCCGGGCAUACUGCCACAUUGUAACAUGAAUGCCAUGACUCCUGAGACUCCCCUUAAUAAGAAGGGUACCAACUAUUUAAAUGGAGAUGCUGAAGACAGUCCGUGUCCACCAAUACUUCACACACCAGGAAUGAAACAGAUCCGGACAAAGCCGUCACUCCCUAAAAGCCCGGUGUUACAAUCCUUGAAAACAGGAUCAGUGGAAAGCCCAGUUCCACCAGUGCUAAAGACACCAGGGGUUAAACAGAUUAAAAAAGGAAUGUUUCAGGAAAAAACAAAUAGUGACAGUUUGGGAGACAUGCAGGUGCCAAGUGCCCCAGAAUUACAAAGCUUGAAUCCUGAAGACCUCCCAGAACCAGAAGCCCCAGAACUUACCAUGAAGUUUGAAGAAUACCAGCAAUUCUACGAGGACUUCACCAGGCCUCUUAACCCUCUGACUGCACAGGAUGUACAAAAGCUCAGUGCUCCAGUGGCAGAUAAGGGAUAUGACCAGAUCCCAACAAGGGACACUGCUUUAGUUCAAAUAAAAGCCACAGAGACUGAUAAAAAUGGUUUUCAACAGGACUGGGACAUGCCCCAACCACCAGUGUUAUCAAUGAAGUACACCUUUAACAGCACUGAGGAAUUGCAGGAGAAUAUUCCACCAAGGGAGAACAGUAACAAGACAUGCCCAGGUAUGGCCAUGAUUUCUGAAGAUGAAUAUGCCUCUCUCCAAGACUACCUUCAGAGGCAGUUGCCCCUAAAACUUAUAAACAACACUUUGCAGAAAAUAAAUGAUAUCUGUCAGAAAAAGAUGAGUGCUGGUCAUAAGGGACAGAUCUACGAGUCUGAGUUAAGAGACAAUAUUGAUCUCGGACCUAAAACCAAAUCUAUGUUACUAUUGCUGGUCAAACUACACAGACUUCAAACACGAGCCAGGAAUUCACUUACUGAUCCAAUUUACGAAAUUCUGUGAUCAAGUUUACAAAUAAAAAAAGACCCACUUUGUAACACUUUUAAUACAUAAAUUGUCAUUGAACUGGGGUGCCUAUGUGAAAUUCCAUAUAAAGCCAUUUGAAUUGAUUUUUACUGCAUGAAGGGCUUCUUUAACAAGCUCGAUUCCCUGACAUUUUGCUCGAAUAAUUUGAUGUGUUAUAUUUUAGGGAACAGUCAUUAAAUAUUAUUACUGGAAAGUGUUUUAGCGCUGUUUACUUGCUUUAAUGUAAAAAGAUAGGUUGUCAUUAUUACUAUAUAUUACUUGUAUUGUAAGGUUAAUAUGUAAGUUUUGUUUUACAAACUUUUGCAGAUUUCAAACAGGCUUGAAAAAUGCUUGAAAUUGCCAUCUGAUUUGGAAAGGGUAUUUGCAUUUUCUGUUUUGUCCUUGAAAAGUACUUGAAUUUGAUCACUAGUGAGCAAUUUGUCAAAAAUUAUUACAAUUAUUGUUGUUUUUAAGUUGAUUCAAGUCAAUGAUUUGCAGAUGGCAAAUUAGCUUUUUGGACAUCAUUUUUUUUUUCAUGUUUUACGCAAGUUCCAAG
Lingula anatina is the source of this 2456-nucleotide messenger RNA. RefSeq lists its product as uncharacterized. The record is from RefSeq and is a predicted model, not a curated record. Gene Ontology annotation, cellular component: outer kinetochore; kinetochore; spindle microtubule. Gene Ontology annotation, biological process: mitotic cell cycle; chromosome segregation. NCBI's taxonomy places the organism in Eukaryota, Metazoa, Brachiopoda, Lingulata, Lingulida, Lingulidae.